AAUAUUUAAAAAUCAGCCAUGUUUGCAACCAAAUUGGGAAAGAAAGGGGUCGGCAGGACUCUGUUUGAGAAUUUGAGCAAAUUCAGUUUUUCCUUCGAGCAACAUUACCAAGUACCACCGAGAUACUUCUUUGUGACUCUUAACUAUGCCAAGAACAUUGAAGAGGCAAAGGAGGAGCUAGCUGAGCAUAACUCUAAUAUCUCUAAGUUGCUUCAGGAUAGGAAAAUUAUGCUAAAGGGAACUCUUGCAAAAGAAAAUUCAGGCCAGUUAUUAAUAUUUUCAAAUUGAAGGGAUGAAAUCGAGCCUCACUCAUUCGUGACCAAAAGCCCGCUCUUCAUUGGAGGAUUUGUUAAGGAUUAUGAGAUAAAAGAACUAGACCUUAUUCACAGCGAUAGAGAUGACGAGAUUACACUUCAUAAGGCAUAUACAUAAAUUCAAUAUGAACUUUGG
This is a messenger RNA of Moneuplotes crassus, 450 nucleotides long. The record is from the annotation of a GenBank genome assembly. Lineage: Eukaryota; Ciliophora; Spirotrichea; Euplotida; Euplotidae.